AUGUCAGGACAUUUGAAGAGGAUGCUGAUCCUGGGGGGCGGUAUGGUCGCCCCGCCUUGUGCGGAAUACCUCAUUUGCAGUUCGAACAAUCAGAUUACGAAACUCGCUCCACAGUUUUCCUACACUGAAGCCAUCAGUCUUGGUGAUUCCUCUCCCAGCGACCUCGACAGACAUAUCUCGAAAUACGAUAUUGUCAUUUCGCUUGUGCCAUGCGUUCAUCACGCGAACGUGAUCAAAUCCGCUAUCAAGAGUAAGACACAGGUUGUCACGACCAGCUACGCCUCAGGGGCUAUCAGAAGCCUGGACGGGCCUGCUCGAGAGGCCGAAAUAACCAUUUUGAGCGAAGUUGGGGUUGAUCCUGGAGUUGAUCACUGCUAUGCCAUCAAGAAGAUAGACGAGGUCCAUGCCAAAGGAGGCAAAAUACUCGAGUUCUACUCGUACUUUGGGAGUCUCCCGGCUCCUGAAUGUGCAUCAAAUUCUCUGGGCUUAGAGUUCUCUUGGUCAUCGCGAGGAGCAUUGCUUUCACAACAAAGCUCCGCCCGCUUCCUCAAAGAUGGCACAGUUGUGAAGAUAUCUUUUAACGAGAUCACGAGCAAAGCAGGCUCCUACCCUGUCAUGGAUGGGUACCAUUUCGUAGCGUACCCAAACCGGGACUUUGUCCCUUUCCGUGAUUUCUACGAUGUCCCGGAAGCGCAUACUAUCAUACGGGGCUCAUUGCGAUACGUAGGCAAUCCUGCCUUCAUGCAAGUUUUGUCAAAUCCUAGGUGGCUUGAGCAAGACGAGCAAGAAUGGUUGAAAGAAGGGAUGACCUGA
Molecule: messenger RNA, 813 nt
Organism: Bacidia gigantensis
Lineage: Eukaryota; Fungi; Ascomycota; Lecanoromycetes; Lecanorales; Ramalinaceae
Exons: 3
Coding region: 1-813 (270 amino acids)
Cellular component (GO): cytoplasm
Molecular function (GO): saccharopine dehydrogenase activity
Source: RefSeq, a predicted model, not a curated record